Molecule: messenger RNA, 1031 nt
Organism: Capsella rubella
Lineage: Eukaryota; Viridiplantae; Streptophyta; Magnoliopsida; Brassicales; Brassicaceae
Product: nuclear transcription factor Y subunit B-10
Exons: 7
Coding region: 171-698 (175 amino acids)
Biological process (GO): regulation of transcription by RNA polymerase II
Cellular component (GO): nucleus; CCAAT-binding factor complex
Molecular function (GO): RNA polymerase II cis-regulatory region sequence-specific DNA binding; DNA-binding transcription activator activity, RNA polymerase II-specific; protein heterodimerization activity
Source: RefSeq, a predicted model, not a curated record
CCUAAUCUUCGAAUCGCAGACAAACUCCUCUCUUCUCCAGCGUCGGAUCAGAUCAAAUCUCUCUCUCCUUCUCCGUCUCCUCCUCCAAUCAACAUUUCUCUUUCUCUCUCUCUUUCUCUCUGUGUCUCCCGCUCUUUUUCGAAUUCUUCUUCAGAAUUAGGGUUUCUGAGAUGGCUGAAUCGCAGACCGGUGGUGGUGGUGGAAGCCAUGAGAGUGGCGGAGAUCAGAGCCCGAGGUCGUUGAAUGUUCGUGAGCAGGACAGGUUUCUUCCGAUCGCUAACAUUAGCCGUAUCAUGAAGAGAGGUUUACCCCUUAAUGGCAAAAUUGCCAAAGAUGCUAAAGAGACUAUGCAGGAAUGUGUCUCUGAAUUCAUCAGCUUCGUCACCAGCGAAGCGAGUGAUAAGUGCCAAAGAGAGAAAAGGAAGACCAUUAAUGGAGAUGAUUUGCUUUGGGCAAUGGCUACUUUAGGUUUUGAAGAGUACAUUGAACCCUUGAAGGUUUACUUGAUGAGAUACAGAGAGAUGGAGGGUGACACUAAAGGAUCAGGAAAAGGCGGGGAAUCAAGUGGAAAGAGAGAUGGCCAACCAAGCCAAGUGUCCCAGUUCUCGCAGCUUCCUCAACAAGGUUCAUUCUCACAGGGUCCUUAUGGAAACUCUCAAGCUUCGAAUAUGAUGGUUCAAAUGCCGGGCACAGAGUAGUACUAGGACACCAUUCAUCACAAUCUUCCGAGACUCUAACUAUUCUAGUUGUCUGAAACUCUGAGCGAUCUACUGUUCAUACAUAUGGAUUGUGGUAUCUCAGUUUUGGGAGAGAGGAGAUUUGUAUAUGAUUGUGUUGUAGGGGGAAGAGUUUGGUUUGCUUAAGAUAAAAACUGGGAAAUACCCUCUUUUUUCAUUUGCAUUGUUAAGUGUCUUAGGUAAUAUUGGUCUUAACUCUUAAGAAGAAGCUAUUUUAUGAAUAUGUGCUUGGCCAUGUGAAUUCUUUCAUGCAAGUGUUAAUUUAAAAAGAAAAAAAAACUUCAAGAUUUAUAA